Messenger RNA from Schistocerca nitens (vagrant locust), 1501 nucleotides. Its product is annotated as ankyrin repeat domain-containing protein 54-like. Gene Ontology annotation, cellular component: cytoplasm. Gene Ontology annotation, biological process: proteasome-mediated ubiquitin-dependent protein catabolic process; regulation of proteolysis. Bases 160 to 1398 code for a protein of 412 amino acids. The transcript is spliced from 5 exons. NCBI's taxonomy places the organism in Eukaryota, Metazoa, Arthropoda, Insecta, Orthoptera, Acrididae. The record is from RefSeq and is a predicted model, not a curated record. Gene Ontology annotation, molecular function: ubiquitin protein ligase binding.
GAGCUGGCAACGCCGCCCCGUGACGUCAGAGCUGGGUGGGGGCAGCCACGCGCCCCGGCUGUCGGUGCGGCCCAGUUGUGACGCAGCAGCCGUACGGAGAGCAGUGCGCCGCCAGAGCAUCUCUUCUCCGCGAGAGUUCCAGACGAAGGACCACCCACCAUGUCGGCAGUUACGGAGGUUCAGAACACCACAACCGAGGCCCUGGCCGCCCUGGUAGACGGGGGUGAAGACGGCCUGGUGACGCUGGUGGCGGGCGAGACGAGGGUGGCGGCUCACAGGGCCGUGUUGGCAGCCGCGAGCCCCGUGUUCGCAGCGAUGUUCGCGCACGACAUGCUGGAGGCCAGCUGCGGCCAGGUGAGCGUCGACGACGUGGAGGGCCCUGUGCUGAGGCUCCUGGUGGCCUACACGUAUACCCUGCAGGCCCCCCAGCUGCCCGACACGGCCCACCAGUUGCUGGCAGCGGCAGAGAAAUACGGCUUGUCGGCCCUGAAGGCUGCCUGCGAGCGGCAGCUGAUCUCGCAGUUGGCCGUCGAGACCGCAGCGGCGACGGCCGUCACGGCAGUGAGGCACUCGUGCCCGGACGCCACCAGGGCUGCCGUCGCCUUCAUAAAGGACCACCUGCAGGUGAUUGCCACGCGGGGCUGGGCGGACGCUCUGCUCGAGUACCCGCAAGAAGUCAUUGAAGUCUGCAGUAUGCUCGGUGAGCCACCAGCAGAAGCCAGCUCGCCGACCGCCGCAGGGGGCGGGUCCAUCCCCAACUCUGACCGUCAACCCCGCAGCGGCCACAGCCGAACUCCUGCUGCAGCUGCGCCUCCCAUGUCUGCCCGACACACCCCUCCACCUGAUGACGCAGCCGUCUCGCGCUUCCGCACACCAGCCGUUACGGAGCUGAGUACCACAACCAGAACCACCACCACCUCCGCCGCUGCCGCCACCUCUGCCAGCGCACCUCGCCAGACACCUGCUGCUGCGCGGCCCACGAGUACUCAACCUGAUGAGGCCACUGUCUCUCAAAUGCGGAGCCUCUCUGCAGAGGAGAGGGGCAGGAGGCUGGUCCAGGCGGCUAAGCAGCAGGCAGUGGGGGAGCUGAGGGCGCUGAUCGCCGCAGGGGCCGACGUGGCGGCGAGGGACGGGAGUGGGCGGACCGCCCUGCACUGUGCAGCGGGCUGGGGAGACGUCGAGGCGGCGAGGCUGCUGGUGGGGGCGGGGGCGGCGGUGGACGCCAGGACUGACGGUGGGUGGACGCCGCUGCACUGUGCGGCAGCCAAUGGCCACGCAGAAGUGGCGGCUGCGCUGCUCGUCGCGGGGGCCGACAGGGGGGCGACAACUGGUGAUGGGCGGACAGCGCUGGACGUCGCCAGGCGGUGCAACCAGAGGCGCCUGGUGGAGAUGCUGUGAUGUGGCAGACAGUCCAACGAACUCUGUGCAAAAAGCAGGAACUGAAAGAGUUUGUAGGAGAGUAACAUUCAUAAUUUUUUAAAUAAAGAUCCAAAAAAACUCA